Molecule: messenger RNA, 2236 nt
Organism: Dictyostelium purpureum
Lineage: Eukaryota; Evosea; Eumycetozoa; Dictyosteliales; Dictyosteliaceae
Exons: 1
Source: RefSeq, a predicted model, not a curated record
AUAAUUAAAAAUUAAUUUUUUUUUUUUUAAAUUUUUUUUUUACAGAAAAAACACAGGUAAUUUAAUUUUAACUUUUUAAUUUUAUUUUUAAUUUUAUUUAUUUUAUUAAAUUUAUAAACAAUGGUAUCAAAUAAAAAUAAUUAUCAUUCAAAAUCACACUCCACCAAUACUGCUCAAUUAUUUUUAUACUCAAGUUAUGGUAAUUUACCAAAUAAUAAUAAUAAUAAUAUUAUCUUAAAUAAUAAUAAUAAUAGUAUUAAUAAUUACCAAGCAAAUCCCCUUAGUUUUUCAACAGGGGGGGUUAAAGAUAAAAUUAAAGAUAUCGAAAAUAGAAUUGUAACAAAUACUUGUAGUAAUAGUAGUAGUAGUAAAACAACACCUUCAUCAUCACCAUUAAAAACCUCAAAUCCAAUAUUAUUAUCACCCCAAUCUCUUCAUAAAUCACCACUAGCUCAUUGUGAAAAAAUUAAUUUAAAUAGUUCAAAUAUAAAUAAUAUUAAUAAUAUUAAUAAUAUUAAUAAUAACAACAAUAAUAUAUAUAAUUACUACAGAUCAUCACCAUUUUCGACCAUUAAUGUAUCUCCCAAUUCACAAAAUAGAAUAAAUAAUACAUAUAGCAAUUCAGUUCAUUUAAUUUUACAUUCCCCUGAUGAAAAAUGUAUAAAACAACCACAACCACAACCACAACCACAAACUCCACAAAAAAAACAAAUUAAAUUUUCUUCACCAAAAUUUUUUAAACAAUUUAAUCAAAUUGAAAAUGAUAGUAAUUUACAUUUAAAUAAUAAAAAUAAUAGUAGUGAUGGAGAUAAUAUUGUAAAAGAAAAAGUUAAAGAUAUAGAAAAUCAAAUAUUAGUUAGUAAUUCAUCAAAUAAUCUUUUAUCAUUAUUAAAAAAUGAAGGUAUUAAUAACACUGUGGAUAAUGAAAAUAAUAGUUUUAAAGAAAAUAAAAAUAUAAUGGAUAAUAGUAAUAACAAUAAUAGUAGUAGCAAUAACCAUAACAAUAACAAUAAUAAUAAUAAUAAUAAUAAUAACAACAAUAAUAAUAUUAGUUAUAAGAAUAUCGAAAAUACUAAUAAUGAUAAAGAAAAUAAUAAUAAUGAUAUCAAUACUAAUAACGAUAACAAUAGCGGUAAAGAAAUAGAAAUUAUAAUUGAUAAAAAAGAAAAUUUAUCAAAAGAACCAGAACAAGAAAUAUUUAAUAACGAAAUAUUACCAGCACAGGAAAAAUCAAUUCUUAACCAAAAACAAACUUUAACUCAAAAGUUAUCAAAUAAUAAUAUUGAAAAAAUUAGACCCAAAGUUAAUCCAAUUGAAUUAAAGUCUAUUGAAAGUAAACUAAAUCAAUUAAAACAAAUGGAUAGAAUUCAUUCACCAUCAUCUCUUGCGUAUUCAUAUUCAUCACCUGCAUUGCCAUCUCCAAAAUUAUGUUUCCAAAAUAGUGAUGGUUUAAAAAUAAAUUCACCUAAUAAUCUUAAAUCCAAUGUAAUAUUAAAUCAACCAUUUAGUCUAGAAAAUAAUUAUAGUAAUAGUAAUAAUAAUAAUAUAAAUAAUAAUAAUUUUAGAAAUAAUGCUUCAAUCAAUACUUAUAGUGUAAAUAAUUGUAACAAUAAUUUAAAUAAUAGCAAUAGAUAUAAUUAUUUUAACAACAAUUAUAAUAUCAGCUAUUUAAAUAUCAAUUACCCAGUAUUACAAAAAAGCACAUCAUCAACAUCAGCAUAUACAUCUUACCAAAACAGUGUUAUAAGUUCAUCUUAUCCAUCAUUUAAAAAUCUAAGAAACCAAAAAGAAGAAGAGGAUUAUUAUAAUAGUUUAUUUCCAAAUACCGAACUAAAAUCAAGUGGCACCAAAACUCUUGAACAAUUAAAUUUAAGUUAUGAACAACUAGAAUCAUUUUUAAAGUGUUACUUUGAUUUACAUUAUCAAUUUUUUACAACAUCUAAAGUAGUAAAUAUAUCACCAUCAUCAUCAUCAAAUAAUAUUUCAAAUUUACACAACAAUGAAUCCCAAAAUGAAAAUUCAAAUGAACAAAAAUCAUUUUAUAGUAAAUUUGAAGUUUAUGAAAAAUCAUUAAAUGAAUUAAAAUCUAGAUUGGCUGAAGUUUAUAUCAAAUUCCAAAAAAGAAAUAACCUCAAAUAUACCAAAGAGAUUAGUAAAGAAUUUAGCGACGUUCUUUACAAUGUAUCAAAACAUAUUGAAAAUUAUAUUCCAUGCUCAGCGAUUUUUGAAGGUGAUU